AUGUCGCCCGCCGCCACCCUGCUGGUCCUGAGUCUGGCCGCGGCCGCCACCGCGCAGCUGGGCAUCAACAGCCUGGGCGGCUUCCAGUCCGGCCUGGGCGGCAGCGCAUUCGGCUUCGGCGGCUCGAGCCCGUUCCUGCGCGGCGGGGCGUUCGGCGGCUCGCCGUUCUCCGGUGUCGGCGUGUCGCCGUUCUCGGCCGGCCUCGGCAGGUCGGCGUUCGGCGGCGGCUCGCUGCUCGGCGCCGGCGGGUUCCGCGGCUCUCCUCUGGGCGGCGGCCUGUUCAGCCCGCAGCGCAUCGGGUCGCCGUUCGGAGUCGGCGGUUUCAACGGCCUCAACGCCCUCGGUGGCGGCGGCUUCUCCUCCUUCGGCUAG
Molecule: messenger RNA, 372 nt
Organism: Amphibalanus amphitrite
Lineage: Eukaryota; Metazoa; Arthropoda; Thecostraca; Balanomorpha; Balanidae
Product: keratin, type II cytoskeletal 2 epidermal-like
Exons: 1
Coding region: 1-372 (123 amino acids)
Source: RefSeq, a predicted model, not a curated record